This is a messenger RNA of Durotheca rogersii, 1138 nucleotides long. RefSeq names its product protein translocase SEC6. The coding region runs from base 262 to 471 and encodes 69 amino acids. NCBI's taxonomy places the organism in Eukaryota, Fungi, Ascomycota, Sordariomycetes, Xylariales, Xylariaceae. Gene Ontology annotation, molecular function: transmembrane protein transporter activity. The record is from RefSeq and is a predicted model, not a curated record. Gene Ontology annotation, cellular component: Ssh1 translocon complex; membrane. The transcript is spliced from 3 exons. Gene Ontology annotation, biological process: post-translational protein targeting to membrane, translocation; protein targeting.
AACAAUUUGGCUUGAAUUUCACCACAUGCCACACAUCGCUACCUACCUCCUACCUCUCUCUACUAUUACCGUCCCCCCCGUCGCGACAACAAUAUUUCCAAGUCCAUACCUCCCUCUCUCUCUUCCUCGUCGCUCCCUGAACCUCAAAACCAACGAAUUGCUGCUUUCCCGCAAUCUCCCCGUCCUUCUCUCUUCUCGACACCGACCAAUUGUCACUCUACAGACGGAAAACCACUACCCUCUUCCUACCCACGAGAGAAGAUGUCGGACGUGCAUGACCUCCUCGAAAUCCCCCGGGACUUCAUCAAGGACGGCACCCAGUUCAUGACGCGGUGCACCAAACCGGACCAGAAGGAGUUCGUGCAGAUCUGCAAGGCUGUUGGCGUCGGCUUCCUGGUCAUGGGCGCGAUAGGCUACGUGAUCAAGCUGAUCCACAUUCCCGUCAACAACAUUCUCGUCGGCGCUGCGUAAACUCGGUUGUGAAAAUAUCCUCCCUAGGGACCGAAGCUUUAUCGCGAAUCGAAUAGACCCCAAGAAGAAGGGGUGAAAAGGCGAUAAAAAAGUAGCGGGUUUAAACCCAGGACACGGAAGGCGGGAGUUACUGCCGAAGUCGGUGAUAAACCACGACGACGAUGAUGACAACUCGACAGGAGACGGUGAUGCAAAAAGUCGAUGAACGAAAACCGCAAAUAAGAUACUUACAUUACACGUAAUAUGUACUAUAAACUACGGGUUUGCCUCCCGACAAUAACGUGAUACUAAACGACCCAUCGUCGUCGUGGCUGACGACGUCGAGAAUAUGAGUGAGCUAGUGCCCGAGUCAACCAGAUCGGCCGCAUCUGGAUUGGGCAAUCAAUGGUUAUUUCCUAUGGAACUACAAUUGUCGAAGGCCGUGACAGAAACGAGCGUUAAAUCUGGUUACCGAGGUAGUAAUAAUUCCAGCCGUCAACACCUCGAGCGCCUUUUCCCCAAACCCCUUUGUUACGCCCUAGAGUAUCUCGUAUCUCAAGUCCGCUCCGUCGUUCGAGAAAUCGCGAUGAGGUUGUGUACAUGUGUGUGUGUGUGUGUGUGUGCUCGCGCUCGCGCUCGUAAGCCCUUUGCGUCGCCGAUGUCUAGAAGUCGAUUUCCUCGUCGUCUG